AAACAAUAAAUUUCGAGUUAAUACCCAAGUCUUGCCAUUUUCGUCGUCUUCCCAACAAGAGAGAUUCCAGAGAGAAAAGAGAGGAGGAUGAGUUUCCAAGACCUCGAAGCUGGCUCUCGGUUUCAGCAGCAGCCCAAUCGUGGGAGGAAGCAGCAGCAGCAGAGACCUCUCUCACGUGGUGGGGAUCCGUCUCAGGAGGUAGCCGCGGGGAUAUUCAGGAUCAGCACGGCUCUCAAUUCCUUCUUCCGCCUCGUUAAUUCCAUCGGAACUCCUAAGGACACUCUCGACUUGCGUGACAAUCUGAAAAAGACUAGGUUGCAGAUAUCAGAAUUGGUUAAAAACACUUCAGCUAAGCUUAAAGAAGCUAGCGAAGCCGAUCUCCAUGGAGCAGCAGCUACUCCAAUUAAGAAGAUUGCGGAUGCUAAACUGGCGAAAGAUUUUCAAUCGGUUCUCAAAGAGUUUCAGAAAGCUCAGAGACUUGCUGCUGAAAGAGAAACUACAUAUACUCCUGUCGUCACUAUAGAUAUCCCUACCAGUUAUAAUGCACAGGAACUGGAUAGUGAAUCUUUAAGGACCUCUCAGCAGCAAACUCUUCUUCUACAAUCAAGGAGGCAAGAAGUAGUGUUUCUAGAUAACGAGAUAACAUUCAACGAGGCAAUCAUCGAUGAAAGAGAGCAAGGAAUUAGAGAGAUUCAAGAACAGAUUGGUGAAGUGAAUGAAAUCUUCAAAGAUCUAGCUGUUUUAGUGAACGAUCAAGGAGUCAUGAUCGAUGACAUCAGCUCUAACAUUGAUAACUCACAAGCUGCAACUGCACAAGCCACUGCUCAACUCAGAAAAGCAUCUAAAAUUCAGAGAGCAAACUCAUCUUUGACAUGUCUUCUUAUUCUCAUUUUUGGGAUUGUUCUGCUCAUUGUCAUCAUCGUUGUCUUGGUCUGAGCAUCGAACUCCAAGAAUCAAGCCAAAGACGAGUGAAUCAAAACUAUACAAAUUACCCCAAUAAAGAUAUAAACUAUUGUACAGAUUCUUUAUACUCCAUUUGUCUUUCCCAUGUAAUCGAAAUGAAUCUUGAUUUCUAAUUUUGUGAAUGUUGUAUGUGUUAAUCCAUCAUAAAGACUGUUAUAGCAAAAUAAAUAUGUUUAUCAUUUAUA
Molecule: messenger RNA, 1148 nt
Organism: Raphanus sativus (radish)
Lineage: Eukaryota; Viridiplantae; Streptophyta; Magnoliopsida; Brassicales; Brassicaceae
Product: syntaxin-21-like
Exons: 7
Coding region: 88-936 (282 amino acids)
Biological process (GO): vesicle fusion; intracellular protein transport; vesicle-mediated transport
Cellular component (GO): membrane; endomembrane system; SNARE complex
Molecular function (GO): SNAP receptor activity; SNARE binding
Source: RefSeq, a predicted model, not a curated record